This is a messenger RNA of Seminavis robusta, 2321 nucleotides long. The record is from the annotation of a GenBank genome assembly. Lineage: Eukaryota; Bacillariophyta; Bacillariophyceae; Naviculales; Naviculaceae.
ACCAGAAAGAAGUCACUCUUGGGAGUGAAUCUCUUGCAUGAAUGGGCAAACCUCGUCUCUAUCUUUCGCCGUUGCCACUGUUGCCACUACUCUGUAUCGACUGCGCUGGAGUUCAUACUGUUGGCUGUUGCAGGAACUAAUAAUAAGAGUAUCCAAGUUCCUCAGCCUGUAUUUGCUCUGGCUGAGAGAAGCAGUAUCAUAGAACUGACCUGAAUAUUUAAUUAUUAAGAAGGAUACGGUAUAUACCGAUGAUGAUUCGGUUAGUGGCAUUGAUCCACCUAGAAGCCAGAAGGAAGCUGGGGUUGUUGUUGGCAUCUCUGUGUUCGCUGCUGCUGCCCAAAUUCCUUCAUGACAAGUGUUUUUCCAGUAAUCGACAUUUAGUAUUGCGCCGAGAAGAAGAGGGCGAGGGUUUGCCUCAUCAGAACCCUCGCGUCAGAGAGAAUACUAAUGACACCAUCAUCCGAAACCACCCCAAUCACAACCACAACCACAAUAUCAACCAAAGUCAAGACGAUUUCCGAGUCUCCAUUGUCAGCCGGAAUGCCUUGUCCGUCGAGAUUUUGGAUGGUGGUGUGUCGCUCGAAGAUGGAGUCGAAGAGGACGACAUUCGAAUACUACAACAAUCACCAUCAACCACCCAGACGACGACGAGACUCCAACGAGUCAUUGCGACCACACUGCAACGGGCCGAACAUCCGAUUGAAAAGCUAGAUCUCUUUGCCUCUCAUUUCCGUGCCGAUUUGACCGCCCACCGAAUCCUCUCCAUUCUGCAAGUGCUGCCACAGCCACAACUGCGGCGUCUCCAGCUGGGUGGCCUGCGCCUUCCCGUCCAAGAACUCUGUAAACUCAUUGCACAUUCACCACACCAAUUGACGCAUUUGGCACUCUAUGAUUUGGAAUUCUCUUCUUCGGCUACCUCAGAUGAGGAUGAUGUUGUAGAACAAUUAUUGCAACGUUCCUCAUCAUCAUCAUCAUCAUCAUCACUGGCUCUGGAAGAGUUUGUCGCAGUCUUUGUCCGGCUGGAGAAUCGCACAGUGACGUUGGAUCCCCUGAUCCGAUUCUUGCAAUCGGCCAAUCGAUUGAAACAGCUGGAAUUGGUCAUGGAUCACAGUCAUGCCUACAUUCAUGGGUAUCCUCGUCAACAACCUCAACCACAGCUGCAACCGCCCUGCCUCUUUCAGCCCACAUCCUUGCAGCACCUCUUGCAAUCCACAUGCCAGCAUUUGGAGACUGUCAUUCUGGAAUACGUACCACUGGAGACAACGCAUUAUCAAGCCAUGACAGACCAUGGGGCAUCCAUCAAGCACUUGCGCCUACGGGAUGAGCCCGGCUCCGCGACAACAGAUGCUCGUAUCCGCGCAUUGGCACUGCUUUUGAAACGACAUCGGGACACGUUGGAAUCGAUCAGUCUGGAUGGACUUUGGGGGCAACAACAACAACAGAAACAGAAACAAUCUAUGCCAGCUUCGUCCGACCUAUUCCGAGUGCUCUCCCAAAGUAGCUCGAUUCGCACUGUGAGACUGCGGAGUCUACCCAUGCAACUGGAUGAUUUGCGAACCUUGUUGCAAAACAAUGCCACUCUGGAUCAUCUCUCACUGCACAGCAUGUCCUUUUGUGGUGCAGCAACUACUGCAACAACCAUCAGGGAUACUCGCAUCCACAACAACAACAACAACACUAUAGUAGUAUUGGAAGACGCGGUAGUGGAACAAUCCGUCUUUUCCGUUCUGGUACAGAUUCUCAAGGGGCGCAGCAACAGCAACACGGGAUUGACCAGACUCUCCUGGAAACAAGCCGAAUUUCGCAAGACAGAGGUCUUUCCACGACGACGCAAACCCAAGGCGUUUUAUCGGCGGUACCCGUACCGCAAGAAAAAGAUGGAGCAGCAACAGCAUGAUGAUGACCCGCCAUCAUUGCAUCAACAGUUGCACUGGUACCUGACCCUGAAUCAAAGAGGGAUUCGGAAACUCAUGGUGGAUGUCAAUACAUCCCGAGAACAGCUCUUGCAACAGUUAGUGGUGCAGCAGCAGGGGUCAAGACAAAUGCAGUUCUUGGUCCCUCCGCCACAAACACAGCAAGCACGUGCUAGUAGCAGCAUGACAAACCAUGCACCACCAACCGCACAAGUGCUGAUCCAAGAUGCUUCCGAGAAGGAAAACCUUGACGAGUACGCAUUGGAUUGUAUCUAUUAUUUGCUGUCCAAUAAUGUAUCCAUGAUCUGUGGAUGAUGGCACUAACGAAUAACCGUAGACGCACCAGCUGCGUUUUUCCAAGGUGGCAGCCACAGUUUUUAGUAGUAUUUAGCUAUCCCUUGCAUUGUU